AUGGCGGGGCCGGCGGCGGCGCUGCUCGUGGCCGUGCUGGGCGCGGGGGCCGCGGGGCUCAGCCUGGAGCCGGUGGUCUGGCACACCGGGAACCGGCGGUUCCUGGACGCCGGCGGUUACGUGCUGUACCCUCAGAUCGGCGACCGCCUGGACCUGGUGUGCCCGGGGGGGGCGGGGUACGAGUACUACAAGCUGUACCUGGUGGGCGGGGCGCAGGCGCGGCGCUGCCAGGUGCAGGCCCCGCCCCCCGGCCCCGCCCCCGCGCUGCUGCUCACCUGCGACCGCCCCCAGCGCGACGUUCGCUUCACCAUCAAAUUCCAGGAGUUCAGCCCCAACCUCUGGGGACACGAGUUCCGCCGGCAGCACGACUAUUACAUCAUCACCACGUCGGACGGGACCCCCGAGGGGCUGGAGAACCGGCAGGGCGGGGCCUGCCUGACGCGGGCCAUGCGCGUCACCCUGCGCGUGGGGCAGCGCCCCGGGGCGGAGCCGCCGCCGGACCCGGCCGGGACAGCCCCGAAAAGCCCCAAACUCGCUGCCCGCGGCCCCUCCAUCACCAUCGAGGAGCUGGAAGCGGAGGAAGAAUCGGUCGAAGCAGUGCUCGGGCAGCAGGAACGGGACGAGCCAAGGCCGGAGCGGCUCCAUGGCGGCUCCCGCGCUGAGGGGAAAUCGGCGGGAAACGCCCUUCGUAUGCCGUGA
Molecule: messenger RNA, 699 nt
Organism: Agelaius phoeniceus (red-winged blackbird)
Lineage: Eukaryota; Metazoa; Chordata; Aves; Passeriformes; Icteridae
Source: RefSeq, a predicted model, not a curated record